This is a messenger RNA of Rhizopus microsporus ATCC 52813, 654 nucleotides long. Its product is annotated as orotate phosphoribosyltransferase. The record is from RefSeq and is a predicted model, not a curated record. Lineage: Eukaryota; Fungi; Mucoromycota; Mucoromycetes; Mucorales; Rhizopodaceae. The coding region runs from base 1 to 654 and encodes 217 amino acids. Gene Ontology annotation, cellular component: cytoplasm. Gene Ontology annotation, molecular function: orotate phosphoribosyltransferase activity. The transcript has a single exon. Gene Ontology annotation, biological process: pyrimidine nucleotide biosynthetic process; 'de novo' pyrimidine nucleobase biosynthetic process; pyrimidine ribonucleoside biosynthetic process.
AUGAAGGGCUAUCAACGUGAAUUUAUCGAGUUUGCACUCGCCAAUGACGUCUUAAAAUUUGGUUCUUUUACUCUCAAGUCUGGUCGCGUCUCCCCUUAUUUUAUCAACGCUGGUUUAUUUAACAGCGGAAAGACCUUGGGUGCCAUUGGUAGAUACUAUGCAGCUGCUCUCGAAGACGUUGGGUUUGAAUAUGAUGUUCUCUUUGGCCCUGCCUAUAAAGGUAUUCCUCUCGUCUGUGCCACUGCUUUAUCAUUAUCCAACGAUCAUGGCAAGGAAGCUCCUUUCUCAUUUAACCGUAAGGAAAAGAAAGAUCAUGGUGAAGGAGGCAAUAUCGUUGGUACACCUUUGAGAGGCAAGGUCGUUAUUGUAGAUGAUGUUAUUACUGCUGGAACAGCUAUCAAUGAAUCUAUUGAAAUCAUUAGACAAAACAAUGCUCAACUCACAGGUGUCCUCGUAGCCGUUGAUCGUGCUGAAGUCGCACCUGAUGGUUCUGGUAAGAGCGCCAUUCAAGCCAUUGAAGAAAAGAAUGGAGUAAGCAUUCGUGCGAUCAUCACUGUGGAUCACAUUGUAGAAUACAUGGAAGAAAAAGGAACUUAUGAAGCUGAAUUGAAGUUGAUGAAGGAAUACAGAGCACAAUAUGGUAUUUCUCGUUAA